UCCUCCCCACGUGUCUGUGUGGAGCAGAGUCAACAUGGUAUCACAGCAGCAGUAGACUACAGCUGUCUUGAGUUAAACUCCACUUCAGCAGCAGCUCUCCGCACCACGUUCCUGGGCUAGCUACACCCGGAUGAGAUAGCUAAAGCUGAACGGUGAAGUGUGCAGGUUGCACCCCCUUCCCCUCUCCCCCAAGAUUUGCCCAUCUCACCUUCUUGCUCUGAUCACAUCAACAUGGCCAGCGGUGAUGAUGACGACCCCAUUAUAGAGGAGAUCGACGUGUACCUCGCCAAAAGCCUCGCAGAUAAGCUGUAUCUUUUCCAGUACCCUGUGCGACCAGCCACCAUGACCUAUGAUGAUGUCACCCACUUGGCGGCUAAGAUCAAACCCAAGCAGCAAAAGGUGGAGCUGGAAAUAUCCAUGGACACAGUGAGUCCAAACUACUGUCGCAGUAAAGGAGAGCAAAUCGCCCUAAAUGUGGACGGCACGGGUUAUGACGAAACCAACACCUACUCUGCUAAAAUGAUGGACAAGCAGACCUUCUCCUCCAUCCAGGCCACCACCAACACCUCCAGAUACGCAGCUGCUGUGUUUCGCAAAGGUGAGCUUCACGUCACACCUCUGACUGGAAUUCUUCAGAUGAGGCCCAGCUUCUCUUACCUGGACAAGGCCGACAACAAAACCAGAGAGAGGGAGGCGGCCAAUGAAGGUGGAGACUCCUCCCAGGAUGAAGCUGAGGAGGAAGCCAAGGCUAUUACGGUGAGGUUUGCUCGUCCCGAGUCGGAGCAGGCCAGACAGAGGAGGAUCCAGUCAUACGAGUUCCUUCAGAAGAAGCAGGCGGAGGAGCCCUGGGUUCACCUGACCUAUCACGGAGUCAAGGGCGGGCGCUCGGAGCAUGAAAGGCAGUACCUGUUCUGUCAGUCAGUGGAUGCCUCGGAGAACUCUGAACUGGUCAAAACUCCAAAGGAGUAUCUGGCGAUGUUGAUGCCGCCUCUUGCAGAGGAGAAAGUGGUGAAGCCUGUGGGUCCCAGUAAUGUGCUCUCUAUGGCCCAGCUCCGCACUCUGCCACUCGGAGAGCAAGUCAAGACUCUGAUGAAGAAUGUGAAGGUAAUGCCAUUUGCUAAUUUGAUGGGCCUGCUCGCGUCUGGCACAGACUCGACCUCAGUGCUGCGCUGCAUCCAACAGGUGGCGCUGCUGGUUCAGGGGAACUGGGUUAUCAAGAGUGAUGUUCUGUAUCCCAAAAACACCUUCAGUGCUCACAGUGGUGUUCCUGCUGAGGUGCUCUGUCGUGGCAGAGACUUUGUGAUGUGGAGGUUCACUCUGGAGCGCUCUGUGAUGAGAAAGGAGAUUGCAUCAAUCAUCAAACUUCCCCCAGAAGACGUGAAAGAGUUCCUGGAACAUGUGGCAGCUCCUCGGGCAAACCGGGGCUGGGAGUUCCUGUUGCCUACUGAUGUAGACUUUAUUAAGAAACACCCAGAUGUUGCCCACAGGCAGAACAUGUUGUGGCUUGGCAUCCAGAGCAAGCUGGAAAAGGUGUUUAAUUUCUCUAAAGAAGACUUUGUGCCAAAGAAGUCCGCUCAGCCUGAUCCUGUCCACAUCAGCGGGCAACAGCGUCUGAAGAUGGCUCAGGAGCGAGUGCAAGAAAACCAGUCGACUCUGCAGAAGGACCUGGAGGACAGACGCGCAGGAAGCAGCAUCCACAUCAAACAGGAGCCCGUCAGCAACAGUGAAGACGAGCCAAUGGACACAUCCUGCUCCUCCUCAAUCCCCAACGGUUCUCUCAAUGGUUACCCCAGUGCCACCUCCCCCGACUUUGAUCACACCAACGGAGGGAGUCCCGCCAACACGGCGUCCCCGGAGCUGCAGGACUUUGUGAUAAAGACUUUCCGGAAGCAUUUUGUGAUCACGUUGAAUGAGCUGAAGAGGCUGUUUAACCUCCACGUGGCGUCCAUACCGGUCGGCCGGAGCGUCUUCCACUCCAUCUCAGAUCACAUGCUACAGGACGCCAUACUGCUCAGCCAACAGUGCAAACAGAUAAUGGUGCCUUUUCCUGCUCAGACCAAAGCAGCCCCAGAUGAACAAAAGGUGUUUGGCUUGUGGGAGACCGGAGAGGACUUCGACAAGCACCGCCGGCUGCUCUAUGAUGUGUUCACCAAGAACUACCGGGUCAGGAGGAACAUAAUCCAGGCCAGACUGGCUCAGGAGCUUGGAGACGUGUCUAAAGCUGACAUCGACCGGCUGCUUAAUGAGUGCUGCAGCAGCCACGCAGGGAUGUGGUACCUAAAGGGAACAAUACAGUCCUGACCCCGGGAGCCUCCCCCCAUGCAGUCACCCCCAGCCAAUCAUAUCCACUCUCAGGUGUCCCGCAGGAGGGCAGUGGAAAGAUGAGAGCCAAUCACAGCAGCUCGCCCCGCUCUGAGAGUGGGCGACUAGAGGACAAAGCUGUGCUCAGAACAAGAAGCUUUUCUCAUUUCAGCUGAAGCAUUUCUGAUCUUCGUGUGAGCGCCCCGACUCAGUGGGAGGACUGAAGCUCCCCACGUACUCUGACAGCUCGAAAGCCUGAGAGGGAGGAAAAAAAUGAAGAACUAGAAAGAUGAAUAUUUGCGGUUUAUUGGUAGUUUUUUUUUUGUUUGUUUGUUUGUUUUAUUGCAUUUAUGACCUGAAAUCUGAUUAUUCUUUAGCUAAACCUUUUCCACAUCAGUUUGCUGUUUACAAUUGAAAGCAGCUGUGGCUCAGAGUGCUUUCACUUCACCCCUCCUUGGAAAUUUCCUCAGAGAAAAAACACAUUUUACUUUAUUGCUUCACCAACAAGGCAAAUGUUGUUUAAGGCCUUUUAGGCACCAAAAUUCUCCCUUAGUUUUUACACUUUCACCAAUCUGACUUUAAGGAGUAUCAGCUGAGUUUGAUAUUUUUAUUUAUUGCAUAAAAGAGGAAGGUGGGUUUAAAGGGUUCAAUGCUUAGAUAAAAUAUGGCUGAAUACUGUAAGAAAAAAAA
Molecule: messenger RNA, 2991 nt
Organism: Maylandia zebra (zebra mbuna)
Lineage: Eukaryota; Metazoa; Chordata; Actinopteri; Cichliformes; Cichlidae
Gene: polr3e
Product: polymerase (RNA) III (DNA directed) polypeptide E
Biological process (GO): tRNA transcription by RNA polymerase III
Cellular component (GO): nucleus; RNA polymerase III complex
Source: RefSeq, a predicted model, not a curated record